AUGUCGGGCUGGACCACCGUUUGGGUGUUCCUCAUCGCUGCCGGCGCGAGCAGCGCUGUUUGGGUCACCACGCCCAAGGGACCAAAUCAAGUUCUGAUCCGCACAUCGGUAGUACUCGCUUUGACCUGCAUGUACCUCAUGUGGUUCAUCAUCUACAUGGCACAAUUACAUCCCAUCGUCAAACCAAAGCGAAGCGACGUCCGAUUCCUCGAACACUAA
This is a messenger RNA of Sporisorium graminicola, 219 nucleotides long. RefSeq lists its product as uncharacterized. The transcript has 3 exons. Lineage: Eukaryota; Fungi; Basidiomycota; Ustilaginomycetes; Ustilaginales; Ustilaginaceae. Gene Ontology annotation, molecular function: proton-transporting ATPase activity, rotational mechanism. The coding region runs from base 1 to 219 and encodes 72 amino acids. The record is from RefSeq and is a predicted model, not a curated record. Gene Ontology annotation, cellular component: vacuolar proton-transporting V-type ATPase, V0 domain. Gene Ontology annotation, biological process: proton transmembrane transport; vacuolar acidification.